AUGAGUUGUCAACGUAACGCUGGCAAGAUUACAGUGCCGGACGAGUUACGAGAUGUUCUAUUGGAGUUCACGAUCGGCUAUCUGUUGGAGCAACCAGUGGAUAUUAUCGACUACGCCGUAGGUUUUUUCACGCAACUUCGGGAAAGUCGUCAAACUCAGUUGAUUCAAGCCCCUGCGCAGACCGCCUCUUCUACGCCGGACGAGUCUGUCGAGGAAGAACCACCAAUCGGGAGAUUCCAGUACAGGAGAAAGAGUGUUUUUGCGGAAGCUUACAAUCCUGAGGAGGAUGAGGAAGACGAUGGAGUCAAGAUGGUGCAUCCGAAAAGUGACGUGCAACGGCAGAGGCUUGGUGACAGCGUGAAACAUAUUCUCCUGUUUCGUGCUCUAGACGAGGAACAAAUGGCGGACGUGCUAGACGCGAUGUUUGAGAAAAGUGUGCAGUCUGGAGAUUUUAUUAUCCGGCAAGGUGAUGAUGGUGAUAACUUCUAUGUCAUCGAAAGAGGAAAAUUUGAAGUGUACGUGAAAGAUCAAGAUUCGGGAGUGGAAUCCAUGAUACAUACGUACGAUAAUCGUGGUGCUUUUGGUGAACUUGCGCUCCUUUACAAUAUGCCAAGGGCGGCCAGUAUCAAAGCUAUCACGCCUGGCACACUAUGGGCCAUGGAUAGACAAACUUUCCGGCGUAUUUUAUUGAAAUCCGCCUACAAGAAGCGCAAAAUGUACGAAGACCUUAUCAAUAAGGUCCCGAUGCUGAAGCAUCUCGAGCCGUAUGAGCGUAUGAACUUGGCGGAUGCUCUAGUACCAAAACAGUAUUCAGAUGGCGAACAGAUUAUCAAACAGGGCGAUACAGCCGACGGGAUGUAUUUUGUCGAGGAUGGUGUCGUCAGAAUCACCAUAAUAGGAGAUCACGGCCGUGAAAUCGAGAUUAAUAGAGUUCCCGCUGGUGGGUACUUAGGCGAGUUGGCGCUGGUGACACAUAAACCUCGCGCUGCUUCGGCCUACGCUGUGGGCGACGUAAAGCUGGCCUUUUUGGACGUUGAAGCUUUCGAACGCUUACUUGGGCCUUGCAUGGAACUUAUGAAGCGCAAUAUCGACGAUUAUGAAGAUCAACUAGUCAAAAUCUUUGGCAGCAAAGCUAACAUUUCUGAUAUCCGAUGAACUGUUCGCGAGCAGUGAUACGUUGCACUGCUGUACUAAAGAUCCGACACUUUCGUACAGUAAUGUAAAAUGAGCACAAACUUGUACCACCCACUUUAUGAAUCUCAUCCGCGUAUUUUCAAGUAUCAUCUCGAGUCGACUUUCGUAAUGACUGUUCACUUAGACGUAUACCAGUAAGAAUCGUCGUUAAUAGUUACCAAGUUUGUACCUAUGACACACAGUGAAAAGAUAACAAAAAAGAAAAAAACAUAAAAAAAAGAGAGAAAACUAUAGGCACCUCGCCUGGUUUGUAUCUGUAUCACAGUACUGAAGUGAAUUUUCUAAGACUGCAUCAGAUCAAGAAGUAUUAGCCUGUCUUGUCAUGUGCUCGAAAUGUUUACAAAAUAGAAGCCUGAAUACUAAAUAAGAUUUUCAUUGAACUGUUCGUAAAAAAAAAGAUGGAAGCAAAAAAAUACUCGAAGUGAUGCAACGUAUCGACAAACUCAAAGUUCUCAAAUGGUAUAUCUUUAUGCUAUUCUUUAUUCUUGUACUUGAUAACUUAAAGAGCUGUAUUCCAUUUUACUGAAAAUGUCAAGAGUCAAUGAAUUAAAUUAUUUCGUAUACUUCGUUGAUUCAUCGAAGGAGAUACUUUAAGGUAUCUUACAUUCUUCAUAAAGUAGAAUUUUUAUUGAUACAGCUUAUUGUGAAAAUACUAGCUUAGUUAUUAAAUUAUUAGACAAUGAUACAGACACAGAUGAUAAACAUAAUCAUCAAUGUGUUUUUACUAUGAUAACAAUAAAUCAUAGCUGAAACGCUAUGUUAGAAAAAUUAAAAAUGUAAGAAGACAGAGAGCACAACAGGCAAAUUAGAGCAAUUAUUAUUACCUACACGAUUUUUAAAUGCAAACCAACUACUAUUUUCUAUAAGAACAUCAGGCAUUUAUGUUCAUCUUUGGGGAAAGGGGAGGAGGCUGAGAAUGUAAGAGGAAUAUCAUUUCAUAUAUAAUAUUCUUUAGGUAUUUCAUCUAACAAUAUCUAAAUAGAAAUCAUCUUUCUCAUUUUUUUUCUAUAUAUUAAACAGAAUGAUUUUCCUAAUUCUCAUGUUCCUAAUUUUAUGGUUUGCUCUUUACAUGAAUAAAAGAGUAUUAUAAAAUAUACAUACAUAUUUUUGCGUAGCGCACAAUAAAACAUUUAUUUCGUUGUAUGUUACAUAUAUACGCGCACAAAUAGUGUUUGAUCAUUAUUAUUUUAUUUGCAUAUAUUGUUUAUAUUUAUUAAUAUUUAUGAUUAUUUACUACAACGUAAAAUACUUGCUGUAGCGCACAUAACCAAUAUAUUAUACAUCGAAAAACAAUACAUUUUUCGAUAAUCUACUCAAUUGUAUCGAUACACAACAUUCAUGAUAACAUUAUUUUACGAGUGAGUUAUUUUCAAAAAUCAACGCUACACCUUUCCAUGAAAGAAGAUUAAACAAGCACAUUAUUUUUUGUAGAAUUUAGUUACAAUAGUAAAUGUGUUUGCAAUAAUCUAAGAUCACUCUUGAAGAUAUGAAAAAGAAAGAAACAAGUAAGAAUAUCUUCUCAAUUACGUUAUUUUUUUAUUUGUCAAGAUCUUUAUACUCAUUGAUGUUACUUGCAAUAUACUUCAACUUCAAAUAUUUUAUGAUAUCAUUGUGAAAGAAAUGGCUGAGUAAUGUGGCCUCAGAUCAUAUUCAUGUGUGUCUUCAUUGGUGAAUCCUGGUAACAAAAAUCGACCAAAAUAAACCUAUAAAACUAUUUUUGUUACACGUGUAUGAUACACGUUAUACAUGUAUGAUAUACGUCUAGCAUCGUGAUAAAACAAAAAACAGUUUGAACUAAUUUGAACGUUGUGCGAAUAAGUGCGUAUGCUAGUCACUUUUUAACGGUCGUUUAUUUGUCGUGUUUUUUUCUCGACAAAUCGAGAGAAGAAAACGGUCAAAUGUUUUAUUACUAUGAAACAAGAACUAUAUAUUCACUGUGUGACUGAAACUCAAAAGCGACAUGCUUUCUAAAUAAUAUCACAAUCGCAGAGGAGAAAGGAGGAGAAGACUAGUAAUAUGUAAACGGAGAGAAAAUAAUGUACUAGUAGAGAUUGUUAGCGAAAUGUUGUGUUGCUUAAUUUUUGCUUCUGAAUUUUUCUAUUCUUGUUGAAUUUGCUCGUUAUCGAAUUUCUCAGUUUGUAUAAAACAAAUGAUUAAACAUUGAAGAAGCGUAUAUAGAUAAAAUUUUUCUGGUCUGAAUUCUAGCCAUUUGUGCCAUUCUAUUUAGUUGCUUUCGACAAUUCGACGGCAAAGUUUAGCCAUAGUUCUUAGUCUUCCACCGUGUCUCCAGGCUGUGAUAUUAUUUUCGACGAAGUAUUUCAUUCUUUUCAUUCUAGAACUACGUAAUACAAAACACACAAAUGUCUCUUAUUAAUACCGCUUCCAGCAAGAAAAGGAGGAAAAAAUUAAAGAAAAAAAUUAAUAAGAAAUAAAAAAAAAAAUAGGAGAAUAAAAUCUAAAAUCUAUCGUGGAAUCAAGGAAUUUCCAAAAUAUAUCGAACCGAACUUUAUUAACUGUUGUUUGCAUCGUUAAAAUGGGUGAAUCAAAAGUUUUGAUCAUUAUGAAUCGUAACUCAAUCGUUUAUGUCGAAAUAAAAAGAAAUCGAACAAUUAAAAAACAAAAAAUUGUAUACAUACAUAAUACACGUAUAUAAAUAUAAAUAUAGAUAGAUAAAUAGGUGUAUAUAUAUUUAUAUUUAUAUAUAUUUAAUAUAGUGGAAGAUUAUUCUCGCACACCGAAUUGAAAACUAUAUUUAGAAGUACUUAUCUGUAUGUAGCCAACAUUCGGAUAAAUUAAAUGUAAACGCUUAAGUAGAGUUGACUCAAUUUAAAUUUGUCAAGUAUGGUUUAUAUCUAUAAAUGUGGUCUCUCUCUUCUACGUGUUGCGUGUUGCCCUUCUGUGUGUGUGACGACCAAGCCAGUAAAUUUUUAUUCCUUGAUCAGCGUGAAUUGUUAUGAUCAGAUCUUCUCGUCUGUACGAUUGUACGUUUCAUGUCAUCGCUACUGAAAGUAAUCAAAUCGUAUAAAAAAAAGAGAAAAAACCGUAACUAAUUAAACCCGUAAACAAUUAAGUGCGUUGCGAAUGAAUCUCACUUGUAAUACACGUUAUUUUACUGUGCCACACAUGGUUCCUUUACUCAGUUGCUUCCGGAACAGAAAAACAAUCGAUUAUGCCUGAAUUUGAAGUGUACUAGGUUGCUUUAAAUCGGCAUAAUCUAAUUUGUUUAUCGCUAGUCUAGUCGAAAGCGUUUAAAAGAGAAUAUUUCUUGAGUAACUGAGUAUAACAGUUACAAAAAGUUAGGUAAUGGGUUAUCCUAUUGAUUGCAUAUCUUCGAAGCGUUGACAAUAUUAUUCCCAUAAAAAUACAAAAUUCGAUCAAUGAUAUUAUUAUAAUUUGGCAAUAGUGUAAUUUAUCAUAUUUAGGGCAGAAAAUAAUUAUCUGAUCACGAUGAAAUGUCAACGCGUUAAAUAUAUGCAUCAGCAUAAUCCAUCAUGUUCCUCGCGUACUAUUUCCGUUUUUCAUGUAUACUGCUAUCGAUGCUCAUUUUAGAAAAGCCCAUGCUGUUACGAAUUCGCACGCAUGACACUUGUGUAAGUGUAACAGUCUCUCUUAGCAUCGGACCAAAUAUCUGUAAAAAAAAGAAAAAGAAAAAAAAAGAAA
This is a messenger RNA of Frieseomelitta varia, 4854 nucleotides long. It is a transcript of the gene Pka-R2, whose product is annotated as cAMP-dependent protein kinase type II regulatory subunit. The record is from RefSeq and is a predicted model, not a curated record. Gene Ontology annotation, cellular component: cAMP-dependent protein kinase complex. Gene Ontology annotation, biological process: regulation of protein phosphorylation. The transcript has 8 exons. Bases 1 to 1155 code for a protein of 384 amino acids. Gene Ontology annotation, molecular function: cAMP-dependent protein kinase regulator activity. Lineage: Eukaryota; Metazoa; Arthropoda; Insecta; Hymenoptera; Apidae.